Molecule: messenger RNA, 2085 nt
Organism: Vicugna pacos (alpaca)
Lineage: Eukaryota; Metazoa; Chordata; Mammalia; Artiodactyla; Camelidae
Source: RefSeq, a predicted model, not a curated record
GGGCCCAAGGUGUCGUUCUCGUGUCGCGGGGCGGCCUCAGGGCCCGCGCCCGGCCCGGGUCCCGGCCCGGGCCCGGGGCCGGCGGACGAGGCUGGCAGCGAGGAGGCUGGCCCGGCAGGGGAGCCGCGGGGGAGCCAGGCCAGCUUCAUGCAGCGCCAGUUCGGCGCGCUCCUGCAGCCGGGCGUCAACAAGUUCUCGCUGCGGAUGUUCGGCAGCCAGAAGGCCGUGGAGCGGGAGCAGGAGCGCGUCAAGUCAGCGGGGGCCUGGAUCAUCCACCCGUACAGCGACUUCAGGUUCUACUGGGACUUCACCAUGCUGCUCUUCAUGGUGGGAAACCUGAUCAUCAUCCCCGUGGGCAUCACCUUCUUCAAGGAUGAGACCACGGCCCCAUGGAUUGUGUUCAACGUGGUCUCGGACACAUUCUUCCUCAUGGACCUGGUGCUGAACUUCCGCACGGGCAUUGUGAUUGAGGACAACACGGAGAUCAUCCUGGACCCUGAGAAGAUCAAGAAGAAGUACCUGCGCACGUGGUUUGUGGUGGACUUCGUGUCCUCCAUCCCUGUGGACUACAUCUUCCUCAUCGUGGAGAAAGGCAUCGACUCUGAGGUCUACAAGACGGCGCGUGCCCUGCGCAUCGUGCGCUUCACCAAGAUCCUCAGCCUGCUCCGCCUGCUCCGCCUGUCGCGCCUCAUCCGCUACAUCCACCAGUGGGAGGAGAUCUUCCACAUGACCUACGACCUGGCGAGCGCGGUCAUGCGCAUCUGCAACCUCAUCAGCAUGAUGCUGCUCCUGUGCCACUGGGACGGCUGCCUGCAGUUCCUGGUGCCGAUGCUACAGGACUUCCCGCGCAACUGCUGGGUGUCCAUCAACGGCAUGGUGAACCACUCGUGGAGCGAGCUGUACUCCUUUGCACUCUUCAAGGCUAUGAGCCACAUGCUCUGCAUCGGGUAUGGGCGGCAGGCUCCUGAGAGCAUGACGGACAUCUGGCUGACGAUGCUGAGCAUGAUCGUGGGUGCCACCUGCUACGCCAUGUUCAUCGGCCACGCCACUGCCCUCAUCCAGUCGCUGGACUCCUCACGGCGCCAGUACCAGGAAAAGUACAAGCAGGUGGAGCAGUACAUGUCCUUCCACAAGCUGCCCGCCGACUUCCGCCAGAAGAUCCACGACUACUACGAGCACCGCUACCAGGCUUGUGUGACAUCAGGCCAGAUCCCUGGGGCUGCCGUCAUAAAGUCCUUAAAACAGCAGCAAUUUACUCUUUUUGGAGAAGUAAACAAUCGUGAAGGCCGGAAGUCUGAGAUCGAGGUGUCUGAGGCCUGCGCUCCCUUCAGAGGCUGCAGAGGAGGGCCCGUCCUGCCCCUGCCAGCUUCUGGUGUGGCCAGGGGCCUUGGCAUCCUUGGCCUGGAGGAGGGGCUGAGGGACCAUGACGCUGGGGGCAGGGGCAUGGAGGGCCAGGCCCUGUGGUUCCCUGCAGAUUCUCUGAAGGCUCGCUGUCAGAGACACCUGUUCCCACUGGGAGCUGGUCCCCACUGCGCAGAGGAAGAUACCAAGGGUCUGAGAGGUGAAACGGUCCCCAAGGUAGGGUGUGAUGGAAGCAAGGGCCUGAUAUGUGCCCUGAUGUCACUGCUACAGGAGAUUGUCAACUUCAACUGCCGGAAGCUGGUGGCCUCCAUGCCACUGUUUGCCAACGCCGACCCCAACUUUGUCACAGCCAUGCUGACCAAACUCAAGUUCGAGGUCUUCCAGCCGGGGGACUACAUCAUCCGCGAGGGCACCGUCGGCAAGAAGAUGUACUUCAUCCAGCACGGUGUGGUCAGCGUGCUCACCAAGGGCAACAAGGAGAUGAAGCUGUCCGACGGCUCCUACUUCGGGGAGAUCUGCCUGCUGACGCGGGGUCGGCGCACUGCGAGCGUGCGGGCGGACACGUACUGCCGCCUCUACUCGCUGAGCGUGGACAACUUCAACGAGGUGCUGGAGGAGUACCCCAUGAUGCGGCGGGCCUUCGAGACUGUAGCCAUCGACCGCCUGGACCGCAUCGGCAAGAAGAACUCGAUUCUUCUGCACAAGGUGCAGCACGACCUCAAC